AUGAAUAUUGAUAGUAAAUCUAAGCAAGAUGAGGGACUUACAAUAAAGAGUGGCAAAAUUGAUGAUAAUGAACAAAAUCCCGAAGACAAAGUUACUUCUGCCAAAAUAACUACGCAAGAAGAUGGAACAGACAAUAAAGAGUCUGGCAAAAGUAGUUGUAAACUGGCAAUUAAAAAGGAAAUGUGCAUUAAAAAUGAACAAUCUGGUGAAAGUAGUACUAAUAAUUCAUUUGAAGACGAAAUGGGUAUGAACUAUAGUACAUUUGAUUCAGACGACCGUCAUCAGCCAACUAAUACCGAAGAGAGACAUACAGAUGAAAUGUGGUUGGGUAACUUUGAAACAUUGGAAAAUACUGUUAAUAGUAGAAAACGUUACCAAAAUCAAGACGAGGGUUUGGACGACAGUGAAAAAUAUAUUUUGAAGAAAAUUAAAAUUGAAGAUACUGGUACUGAUUGGUUUGAUGAUAUGUGGACAUUUCAUCUUAAAUAUAACUCUUCAAAUUUCGGAGAAUGGGUAAACAUAUUAUGUAUGGUCGAUGAAAACAAUAUUGAAGUAAACGCAAGAAUAGCUUACACUAAAUUUUUAGAACUGUAUCCACUUUGUUACGGUUAUUGGAAGAAAUAUGCCAAUUUUGAAAAAAGAAAUAAUAACAUGGAUAAGUUUGAAAAAGUCUUAGAAGAUGGUUUAAUUGCUAUACCUAUAAGUGUUGAUUUGUGGAUUUAUUACAUGACAUAUCUGAAAACCGAACGUCCUGCUGAAGUGGUCCAUAUUCGUAAUGAGUUCGAAAGAAGUUUGAAUUUGUGUGGACUUGAUUAUCAUUCUGAUCAGUUAUGGCAUGAUUACAUUUCAUGGGAAGUGGAGAUAAAUGAACUAUAUAAUGCAGCUCAGUUAUACUACCGUUUGAUCUCUACACCAACUUCAAACUAUUUAAACAAUUUCUUCAAAUUUCAAGAAUUUAUAUUCACAAAAUUACCUGGAGAAUAUUUAGAGCGUGAAGAAUAUACCAAAAGACGAAAUAUAAUAAUUCGAUCAUUGGAAACAACCCAUAAUAAUAUAGAGUCAUCGAAUUAUGAAUCAAUACCACCCGGUGAAGAUUUUUACCAGAAAACUGAAUUUACCGAAGAUAAUAUAAUGUUCUUAUUAAGGGUUGGAAUUAUCAAUGAUUGGCAAGAUAGUCACAAGAAAACUGGUAAACAAUUUGAAAGUAGGAAGAUAUUUGAGGAAAAUAUACGAAGACCUCACUUUCAUGUAAAUGAGUUGGAUUCUGCUCAGAUUGAAAAUUGGGAUAACUAUAUAAAGUUCGAGAGAAGAGAGUCCGGAGGAAAUCAUGAAAGGAUAGUACACCUCUAUGAAAGGUGCUUGAUAACGUGUGUUUAUUACGAAGAAUUUUGGUUAAAUUAUUUGGAAUAUUUGUCUAUUGUAAAACAUAUUGAUGUUGCUGAUUUAUUAACUGAUGUAUUUGGAAGAUCAUUAUGCUACCAUCCAAAGUCACUCCAGUUGAAUUUGAAAUAUAUUGAUUUUUGCGAGACCCAAGGUUUGGAAAAUAUUGCUGAUGAGACGAUAAGACAAUUAGAGGUCGAUCAUCCAGAUUCAAUGGAAGUUUCUAUUAAAAAUAUUAAUUUAGCUAGAAAAUAUGGUACCCUAGGGACUGUAUAUAAACAUUAUUUAAAUUCUUCUCAAUCAAAGUCUUUCUCCAGUUACAUCGCAGUGAGAUAUGCACGUUUUGUUUGGAAACACGAUCGUCAAUUAAACCUCGCGUAUGAUAUUGUAUGUGAUACAAUAAGAAAUAAAGAUGUCAGUGUAGACGACAGCCUUGAGAUUUACACAACAUUAGUUGAACUGGAAAUGGAAUUAAAUCCCAAAGAUCAUGUAUUAAAUACAAUUGAUGAUUUAAUAUACAUCGGUUGA
Molecule: messenger RNA, 1908 nt
Organism: Macrosiphum euphorbiae (potato aphid)
Lineage: Eukaryota; Metazoa; Arthropoda; Insecta; Hemiptera; Aphididae
Source: the annotation of a GenBank genome assembly